Molecule: messenger RNA, 3258 nt
Organism: Oryzias latipes (Japanese medaka)
Lineage: Eukaryota; Metazoa; Chordata; Actinopteri; Beloniformes; Adrianichthyidae
Gene: slc6a20
Product: solute carrier family 6 member 20
Biological process (GO): glycine transport; sodium ion transmembrane transport; L-proline import across plasma membrane
Cellular component (GO): apical plasma membrane; plasma membrane
Molecular function (GO): proline:sodium symporter activity; L-proline transmembrane transporter activity
Source: RefSeq, a predicted model, not a curated record
UUGUUCUUUAGGUGUUGAGGAGGGCUGCAGUAAUUUUCCACGCAGGACGAUCACAGCUUCACAGAGGUGGCUUCGAAGCCCCGCCCACAUCCACUUGCAUGAUUGACAGCAGCGCUCAGCCUAGGGACCGAGGCGAGGAAUAAACUUUACAUCGAGCAGAUGUGAUGUAUGGUACUACACAUCACAGGACGCCGUUUGAUUGGUCUGGGGGAACACGGCCCUGUUCGGUCCGGAAGGACCCUCCUCCUGCGGCGGCCGCGUCACAGGGAUGCUUAAAAGCUCGGUGGGCUCGCCGCUCCGCACACGCGCCUGCCAGCUCCAGAGCCGCGUGAGCCGCGAACGAAUACAAAGAUGGGGAAAGAUGCUCGGGACAGCUGGAGCAGCCCGACGGAGUUCAUCCUGGCGUGCGUCUCCUACGCGGUGGGCCUGGGGAACGUGUGGCGGUUCCCGUACCUGUGCCAGAUGCACGGCGGAGGGGGUUUCUUAAUCCCAUACCUCCUGAUGCUGAUACUGGAAGGUGUGCCCUUGUUCUACAUGGAGCUUGCCAUUGGUCAGAAGAUGCGCUUGGGCAGCAUUGGGGCGUGGACUGCCAUCAGCCCGUACCUGUCAGGAGUAGGUCUUGCCAGUGUGGUCACCUCCUUGUAUCUGUGCCUGUACUACAACGUCAUCAACGCAUGGAGCUUCUGGUACCUCUUUAAUUCGUUUCAGUCUGUCCUGCCCUGGGCGGCUUGCCCCGUAAAUUCCAACCGGACAGGACCUCUUGAGGAGUGUGAGAGAGCUACACCCACCCAGUAUUUCUUCUACAGAGAAACUCUGGACAUAUCCCCCUCCAUUGAGCAGAAUGGACGCAUUCACACAGGCCAGGCUCUGUGCCUUGUGCUGGCAUGGGUCAUUACUUUCCUCUUCAUUGUGCGGGGGGUCAAGUCCACAGGAAAGGUGGUGUACUUCACAGCCACCUUCCCAUACCUGGUCCUCUUCAUCUACCUGGUUCGGGGCUUCACCCUGCACGGAGCCCUCAACGGUGUUAGGUACAUGUUCACACCGAAGAUGGAGCAGUUGGCCAAUCCUGUGACUUGGAUCAAUGCGGCCACCCAGAUCUUCUUCUCUCUGGGUUUGGGUUUUGGCUCCCUCAUAGCCUUUGCCAGCUACAAUCAGUACCACAACAACUUCCAGCGGCAGGCCAUUGUCGUCUCAUUUAUCAACAGCGGGACCUCCAUCUUUGCUGCCAUCAUCACGUUUGCCAUCUACGGAUUCAAGGCCACUGUGAACUAUGAGAACUGUCUGGAGAGGACACGUGUGUUGCUGCUGAACACCUUCAGCCUCGCCGAAGACUCCAUCUCUUUGAACAACGUCCUGGAGGUUAUGGACAGGCUGAACGCCACGUACCCGCAGCAGUUCGCUGAGCUGUCCAGCAGACUAGAAGACUGCAGCCUGGAGAGUGAGCUGGACACGGCUGUGGAGGGCGCCGGCCUGGCCUUCAUCGUCUAUAGUGAAGCCAUUAAGAACAUGCCUCUGUCUCAGCUCUGGUCCGUGCUCUACUUCUUCAUGCUCCUGCUGCUGGGGAUGGGCAGCAUGCUCGGCAACAUCACAGCCAUCAUCACGCCUCUGAGAGACUUCAAGAUCACAUCCUGCAUCAGUGACGAGGUGUUUAACGCUGGGGUGUGUGUGUUCUGUCUGCUGCUGGGCCUGGGGUUCACCACCCCCUCUGGGAACUACUGGUUUACCAUGUUCAACGACUACGGAGCCACAUUUUCACUGCUCUUAAUCGUCCUCAUCGAAGUCAUUACUGUCAGCUACAUUUAUGGAAUCAGAAGGUUUGAAAAGGACAUAGAGGACAUGCUGGGUCACCGUCCCAACUGGUACUGGAAGAUCAUGUGGGUGGUAGUGAGCCCCCUCCUCCUCAUAAGCCUUUUUGUGUUUUAUAUCGUCACCUACAUCCAGGGAGGGACCCCCACCUAUCAGGCAUGGGACAAAGAUGUGGGGAAGUCGGUACAGAUGGAGUAUCCGGUGUUCGGCCAGGUCUUCAUCGGGCUGCUGCUCGUGUCUUCGGUGAGCUGUAUUCCUCUGGCGGCUCUCUAUGCCUUUUGUCGAAAGAGGAAACACGGCGUCGUGCAGAAGGAGGUGGUGAGCACGGUGGCUGCUUAGCCAGCCUCGAGCUCCGGUCGGGCAGAGACGGUCUCAGCUCUGUCUGAUCUUCGUCAACACUCCAGCAUUCAUCGGGAAGAGAAAGUUGAACAUCGGCUGAACUCCUCCUCCUCCUUGCUGUCAUUCAAAGUAGUCAAAGCUGCUCCUCCUGCUGACAUCUAGCAGAGGGAGGAGGAACCCUGUCGGAUCAAACGGUCUCUCUCCUCACUUUUAGGACUCUGUUUGCAUCAGCAUCCUCUUCAUCCAAGCCUCUCACACCUGGUGAGGAGUGUUUGCAUUGAGAGCAGCUGGAGCCCUCACUGCUGUUGGCAGUCUCAUCCGUGUACGUCUACUGUAAUUUCUCCUUUUUAUUGAUAGUGUUUCAGUAUCUAACAUGAUGUGACUGAACAGCAGUGGGAUCCUGACAUGAAUGUAUGUAGAGCAGCUCACUGAGUGAGCGACACAAGUGUUUGUUUUCUUCCCUAUUUUUAAGGCACAGUGCUGCGUUGUCCUGCUCCAAAAUCGCUGCUUCAAGUUGAGUGAAAGUCUGAAUCACGCAGUAAGAUGAAACGAAACACCUGCAAAGAGAGAUUUGCACUUGUUUUUUAUGCAAACAGCGAGUUCCAGCAAUCCGCUGUGAAUCUUCUGAUCAGAGAAGUAAAAAGCAGUAGUUUUCAUCCCUCCAAUCAAAACGGGACGAUUCCAGGUCAUCCCUGAGGAAACAGCUGCUGUGAUUUCUGCAAGUUGUCAAUGUGGGAUUUGACUAAGAUGUGGGAUCCUGAAAGGCCUGUUGAUGAACACAUAUGGUGUAUAAAAUGUCAUUUUGCUACAUAUGAACUAUUUUUUGAUAACUAGUUUCGUAUCUGUCAACUUCACACUGAUGCCUUCAUGCCUUCAUGCCGGUGUUUGAAGCAGUAGAUGUGUUCAUGUGCCGAAACAUAGUUUUAGCACAGGAACAUGUUCAUCUUUGAUAUUUAAAUGUGUUUAAUCUGCUGAAAUAUUUCAGUGUUUUCAUUGUUUUAUGCCUUUGAUUUGACAUGCACAAUCCACCAAGGGUUAGUUUGACAUCAGUGGAGCACCUUUAUUAUUUUGUCCAUCUGUUUUUACUAAAUAAAUACGAUGUUUGUGUAAGGA